This is a messenger RNA of Rangifer tarandus platyrhynchus (Svalbard reindeer), 2577 nucleotides long. Lineage: Eukaryota; Metazoa; Chordata; Mammalia; Artiodactyla; Cervidae. The record is from the annotation of a GenBank genome assembly.
AUGGCACCUGCCGGCUGCUGCUGCGGCGGCUGCUGGGGCGGCGCUGUGGCCGCCGCGGACGCCGCCCGGCGCGUCUUGGUGCUGCUGCUGCUGGGGGUUUUGUCUGCCGGGCCGGGACUCGGCGCCUUAGCCACCGAGCACUACUCGCCGCUGUCCCUGCUUAAGCAGGAGCUGCAGCACCGGCAGCAGCAGGAGGCCCCGGCGGGCGGCGGUUGCAGCCCGCAGUCCGGGGACUGGGGGGACCAGUACUCUGCCGAGUGCGGCGAGUCAUCCUUUUUAAAUUUCCAUGACUCCGACUGUGAACCCAAAGGAUCACCACCCUGUGACUCUCUGCUUUCCCUUAACACUGAAAAGAUUCUGAGCCAGGCCAAGUCUAUUGCUGAACAAAAGAGAUUCCCAUUUGCUACUGAUAAUGACAGCACAAAUGAAGAGUUAGCUAUUGCAUAUGUGUUGAUUGGCAGUGGUCUCUAUGAUGAAGCAAUAAGACAUUUUUCAACAAUGCUUCAGGAGGAGCCUGAUCUGGUUAGUGCAAUUUAUGGCCGAGGGAUAGCCUAUGGAAAGAAGGGACUUCAUGACAUUAAGAAUGCUGAGCUUGCUCUGUUCGAACUGAGCCGAGUAAUUACCUUGGAACCAGAUCGUCCAGAGGUAUUUGAGCAGCGAGCAGAAAUUCUGUCCCCUCUGGGGCGAAUUAAUGAAGCAGUGAAUGAUCUCACUAAAGCUAUUCAGCUUCAGCCCUCAGCACGGCUGUACAGACAUCGUGGGACCCUGUACUUCAUAUCAGAGGACUAUGCAACAGCCCACGAAGACUUUCAGCAGUCCUUAGAACUGAACAAAAACCAGCCCAUAGCUAUGCUAUACAAAGGUUUAACUUUCUUUCACAGAGGACUUCUGAAGGAAGCUAUUGAAUCCUUCAAAGAAGCUCUGAAGCAGAAAGUUGAUUUUAUUGAUGCGUAUAAAAGCCUGGGACAGGCCUACAGGGAACUGGGCAAUUUUGAAGCAGCCACCGAGAGCUUUCAGAAGGCUCUGUUGCUCAACCAAAAUCACGUGCAGACCCUCCAGCUCCGCGGAAUGAUGCUUUAUCACCACGGCAGCUUACAUGAAGCCCUUAAGAACUUCAAGCGAUGUCUGCAGCUGGAGCCAUAUAACGAGGUGUGCCAGUACAUGAAAGGACUCAGCCACGUGGCAAUGGGACAGUUUUAUGAAGGGAUAAAAGCGCAAACUAAGGUUAUGCUAAAUGACCCUCUCCCAGGCCAGAAGGCCAGCCCAGAGUACCUUAAAGUGAAGUAUCUCCGAGAGUAUUCUCGAUAUCUUCAUGCACAUCUUGAUACUCCCCUAACGGAAUAUAACAUUGACGUGGAUCUGCCUGGAAGCUUUAAAGACCACUGGGCUAAGAAUCUGCCUUUCCUCAUAGAAGACUAUGAAGAGCAGCCAGGGCUGCAACCCCACAUAAAAGAUGUGUUACAUCAGAAUUUUGAGAGUUACAAGCCUGAGGUCCAGGAGUUGAUUUGUGUGGCUGAUCGUUUGGGAUCCCUGAUGCAAUACGAAACUCCUGGUUUCCUGCCAAACAAGAGAAUACACAGAGCCAUGGGUUUGGCAGCAUUAGAAGUCAUGCAAGCUGUACAGCGUACGUGGACAAAUUCAAAGGUUCGAAUGAAUGGGAAAACACGGCUGAUGCAGUGGAGAGACAUGUUUGAUAUCGCAGUAAAAUGGAGACGGAUUGCUGACCCAGACCAACCAGUGCUAUGGUUGGAUCAAAUGCCAGCACGAAGUCUCAGCAGAGGUUUUAACAACCACAUCAAUUUAAUCAGGGGUCAGGUGAUCAACAUGAGAUACCUGGAAUAUUUUGAGAAAAUUCUUCAUUUUAUUAAAGAUAGAAUUCUAGUUUAUCAUGGAGCUAAUAAUCCUAAAGGAUUGUUGGAAGUUAGAGAAGCUCUGGAAAAGGUCCACAAAGUGGAAGACCUCCUUCCAAUUAUGAAGCAGUUUAAUACUAAAACAAAGGAUGGGUUCACUGUGAACACCAAAGUUCCCAGCCUCAAAGACCAAGGGAAGGAAUAUGAUGGCUUCACGAUCACGAUUACAGGAGACAAGGUUGGCAAUAUACUAUUUUCUGUGGAAACUCAAACCACAGAAGAGAGAACACAAUUAUAUCACGCCGAAAUAGAUGCACUUUAUAAAGAUCUAACUGCAAAAGGAAAAGUACUGAUUCUCUCAUCAGAAUUUGGGGAGGCUGAUGCUGUUUGCAACUUAAUCUUAUCCUUAGUUUAUUAUUUUUAUAAUUUAAUGCCGCUCUCUCGUGGAUCCAGUGUGAUCGCUUACUCAGUGAUUGUGGGAGCGCUGAUGGCAAGUGGAAAAGAAGUAGCAGGAAAAAUUCCCAAAGGGAAGUUGGUUGACUUUGAAGCUAUGACUGCCCCUGGUUCAGAGGCCUUUAGCAAAAUAGCUAAAAGCUGGAUGAACUUGAAAAGUAUUUCACCUUCUUAUAAGACUCUUCCAUCUGUGUCAGAGACGUUCCCAACAUUAAGAUCGAUGAUCGAGGUGCUAAACACAGACUCCUCUCCACGCUGUCUUAAGAAACUCUAG